Molecule: messenger RNA, 752 nt
Organism: Ilex paraguariensis (yerba mate)
Lineage: Eukaryota; Viridiplantae; Streptophyta; Magnoliopsida; Aquifoliales; Aquifoliaceae
Source: the annotation of a GenBank genome assembly
GAGAGAGAGAGAGAGAGCGCUAAGAAAACCCAGAAGCAGAGGUGGGCACAAAAAAUUAUCUCCUCCUCUUCGUCUCAGGCCUCUCACCCAAUAAUCCAAUCAGCACACUAGCAGCUAUGGCCGCUCAUACCAUCCUCUCCUCGACCCCCUCCCGUUCUCCCCUCUGUCUACUCUCAAACCCUAGCCCAUCACCACCAGUCCACACUUCAUUCCACGGCCUCUCACUCAAACUUACUCGUAGAUCUUUAAUUCUUACCGCCGCCACUUCUGCCACCCAACGAAAAUCCUUCACCGUCGUAGCCGCCACCAAGAAAGCCGUCGCCGUCCUCAAGGGCGCCUCCAAUGUGGAAGGCGUCGUCACCCUCUCCCAAGACGAUGGAGGCCCAACAACUGUGAAUGUUCGGGUCACUGGACUGACUCCCGGACUUCAUGGGUUUCAUCUCCAUGAAUUUGGUGAUACAACAAAUGGGUGUAUUUCAACAGGAGCACAUUUCAAUCCCAAUGGUUUGACUCAUGGAGCUCCUGAGGACGAAAUUCGUCAUGCGGGUGACCUGGGAAACAUAGUUGCCAACGCUGAUGGGGUGGCUGAGGCCACAAUCGUGGAUAACCAGAUACCAUUGGAUGGUCCGAACUCAGUCGUCGGAAGAGCCUUAGUGGUUCAUGAGCUUGAGGAUGACCUUGGAAAGGGUGGUCAUGAACUUAGCCUUAGCACCGGGAAUGCUGGUGGACGACUGGCAUGUGGUAAGGAUUAG